AUGGAGCAUGUUAUGGAAAUCCUUAAAAAAAUCCAAGACGAUCUAUGCAACCAAAAACAGGAAAUAAAAAACAUGCAAGAAAAUAUCACUAAAGCUAUUAACGACAAUAUUAACCAAAAAUUUACAAUUAUGGAAGAUAGAACAAGCAACCUGGAAAUAAAAAUAAAUCAGCAGCAAAAAACUAUAGAUUAUUUAGAAAGACAGGCUAGAAAGAAAAAUCUCGUAUUCUAUGGAGUAGAAGAGACCGAGCAGGGAUACGAGGAAUUGCAAAAUACACUAUUACGUUGCAUAAGAAAUUAUAUGAAGAUUACCAUCGAACAAUCUGAAAUAGAAUUUGUGAGAAGACUUGGCAAAAAAGAGAACAAGAUAAGGCCUUUAUUGGUAACAUUUACGACACUAGGGCGGAAAAUCGAAAUUUUAAAGAAAAAAGGUGCACUGAAGGGCUCAGUCGUUAACAUUAAAGAAGAUUUUCCACCAAAUGUUUUGCUGAAGCGUAAGGAACUGCAAGAAGAAGUAGAAAAAGAACGUAAACUCGGAAGAAAUGUUGUAUUACGUUAUGACAAAAUAGUAAGAUUGCCAGGAAAUUUCAAAAAUAGGAAUUACAUGUCAGAUACAAGGAAACAAAAACGAAAUCUGUCAGCAUCCCCAGAACACCAAAUUACCUUAGUCAACGAAAGCAAUGCCAGACAGGUAUCAAAGAAAAAUAAAACAAAUAAUAUUACAUCCUACAUGAACAACAUAACACUGAAAAAAGGAUUAGAGUCCAGCUCGACUGAGAGACACACACAAUCAAAAAACGAGUAA
Molecule: messenger RNA, 804 nt
Organism: Pararge aegeria (speckled wood butterfly)
Lineage: Eukaryota; Metazoa; Arthropoda; Insecta; Lepidoptera; Nymphalidae
Exons: 1
Coding region: 1-804 (267 amino acids)
Source: RefSeq, a predicted model, not a curated record